Molecule: messenger RNA, 174 nt
Organism: Plasmopara halstedii
Lineage: Eukaryota; Oomycota; Peronosporomycetes; Peronosporales; Peronosporaceae
Exons: 2
Coding region: 1-174 (57 amino acids)
Source: RefSeq, a predicted model, not a curated record
AUGUAUUUGACUGAUAGCGGGGCGCUGUUUCAGAAAUUGGACCGUCUUCUUGACAGUUCUCUUCGACGAGCGCAUCGGCACCCUGAAAAUUGUUUUAAUGGCGUCUGCAAGACAGAUCCAGCUUUUUUUGCGCAAAAGGUGGCGGUAGCCUCCAAUCGCACUUUAACUUGUUGA